CGGCCCCAGUGUUACGUCGAGGCAGCGGCCGUAUCCAAGUCCGUAACUACAAACCUCAUCAUCAUCAUCAUCCUCCUCAACAACAUGGCGCCAGCGUACAGCUGGACUGCACAUAGACGCCACGGCAAUUCUUCAACAAGUUACUUUACUCACUAAACGCAGCGUCGCGAAGAUUUUUGUAUCUUUUCUUUUUACUUUUCUUCUUACCCGCUUCGUUUGUUCUCUUUGACAAGCAAAGACCAGCCUUUUUGGUCAUCUUAGUCUCAAAAACUCACCUGCUUUAGCAAAAAGAACAGACCGUACUGGACUCACUCACUGUUGCUGUAUUUCUCAAAGUAACGUUAACGUUAAAAGGAAAGUGAGCACUGAGAUUACGUAGACGGGAAAAGUACUUUUUUCCAGAAAAUUAAGCCAUGUAACUGCGCUCGAAAGGCUUUUCUUCAGAGGACAUGCAUCUAAACAUGAGCGAAAAUAACUGUCCAUUUGAAGAAAGGCAUAGAGACAGACUUCCUCCUAUACUAAAUCAUAACUUGGAUCGCGGACCGAAGCUCCCUUUCCCCUCAUAUGGAAGCUUCAUCUCCACCCUGAAUCACAAAAGAGAGUCAGGCAGCCACAGUCUCUCUUCUCCGUUCCUGCUACCUGCAGUCAAGCAAGUGAGAGAGCUUCCUCCAAUAUGUCCAGAUGUGAGACAGAAGCAUCGUAUCUCUAUUGAUGUUCUCCCUCCAGAGGUGAAGGCUCGUUUUGUCUCAGAACCCAUUAUUCCUAUUCGGACCAAAACCGCCAAAGAGUUUCAGGACGAUGUUGAAAGGGCAACUAUCUCAGGGGAUUGGAAGCAAGUCCAUGAUUUCUACUUGACCACAUUUGAUUCCUUUUUGGAACUCAAUGGUGCAUUUAAGAAAGAAGCAAAUGCUCCCUUUAACACUAUUGAAGACUCAGGAAUAAACAUCAAAUUUGUCAAUAUUGUUUAUGAUGCCUUACUCCACACGCCCGCGGACACACAGAAAUCAGUCCUGAAGGGAAUUAUUAAUAGCUUAUUAAGAGAAUGGAAAGGGCCUCGCACAAAGGAUGACCUUAGAGCGUAUUUUGUUCUUGUGCAGAACCCUCAGUACACCAGCCCAGCCACAUAUGUCAUCUAUGCACACUUACUGAGGCAAAUAGCAGCCCUGGCUGAAGCGGACCACCAUUUCCUGAUGCACUGGUUUAAAAAGCUGCCUCAGAAGCGUUUCAAACAGCUGGUGGAGCGCUUGCAGCUCUUCAUCACUACCCGCCUAUUUCCUGCCAAGCCAGAAGAGUUGCCGCCCAUGGCCAAAUGCUCCUGGUGGAUUCCCUCAGCCACUAAAGUCCUUUCCCUGCUUAAUGCUGCAAAUAGCAUUUCCUCUCCUCCUAUCAUCCCUUUCACUGAUUUCUACAACCUAACAUUGGACCACAUAGAUUUUAUGGAGGAUUACCACACGUGGCAGGCUCACGGAAAUUCAAACAGGUUCACCUUCUGUCAGUUCCCCUUCAUCCUGUCCACAGUAGUGAAGAAGGCCAUCAUCCAGAGAGACUCUGAGCAGCAGAUGAUCAGCAUGGCCAGGCAAACCCUGGUGGACAAGGUUUCUCGCAGGCAGAGGGUGGAUAUGAGUCUGCUGUUUCUCAACAUUAAAGUUAGGCGUCUGCAGCUGGUCAGUGACUCACUGGAUGAGCUUUCGAGAAAGCGAGCAGACCUGAAGAAAAAACUGAAAGUGACGUUUGUUGGGGAAGCGGGGUUGGACAUGGGUGGACUCACAAAAGAGUGGUUUCUUCUCCUGAUUCGACAGAUUUUUCACACAGACUAUGGCAUGUUCACGUAUGUGAAGGAGUCCCAGUGUCAUUGGUUCAGCAGCUGGAAAUGUGACAACUACUCUGAGUUCCGAUUGGUUGGAGCCCUCAUGGGCUUGGCUGUGUACAACAGCAUCACACUGGACAUCCGCUUCCCCCCUUGUGUCUAUAAGAAGCUGCUGACCCCGCCCAUUGUGCCAUGUGACCUCGACACCCCCGUCGGCAUGGCGACCCUCAACCUGGACGACCUCCAGCAGAUUAUGCCUGAUCUUGCUCAUGGACUUGGGGAACUCCUCAGCUAUGAAGGAAAUGUCGAAGAGGACUUCUAUACCACAUUUCAGGUUUUUCAAGAAGAACUCGGAGUGGUCAAGUCAUAUAAUUUGAAACCAGGAGGGGACAAGAUCCCUGUAACCAACCUAAACAGAAAAGAAUACGUCCAGCUCUACAUUGAUUUCCUGCUGAAUAAAUCCAUCUACAGGCAGUUUGCUGCUUUCUAUCAUGGUUUUCAUAGCGUUUGUGCCUCAAAUGCCCUGAUGCUUCUAAGGCCAGAGGAGGUCGAGAUCCUGGUUUGUGGAAGUCCUAAUCUGGACAUGGGCUCUCUGCAGCGAGUGGUGCAGUAUGAGGGCUACAGCAAGACUGACCCCACCAUCCGAGCCUUUUGGGAUGUGGUGCUGGCAUUUCCUUUGGAGCUGCAGAAGAAACUGCUCCACUUUACCACAGGAAGUGACCGCGUUCCUGUGGGAGGAAUGGCCGACCUCAACUUCAAGAUCUCCAAGAUUGAUGUCUCCACUGACUGGCUCCCAGUGUCGCAUACAUGCUUCAACCAGAUCUGUCUACCUCCGUACAAGAGCAAGAAAGAACUACGGCAAAAGUUAACUAUUGCCAUUUCAAAUGCAGAGGGCUUCGGAUUGGAGUAAAUUACAGUUGUAGAUCAUUUAAUCUGCGUUCACUGAAAGAAUAUGGGCUGUGAUAAUUUUUUUUUAACAACCAACAGGGUUGUGCAUCAGAAUUGAAUUGAGAAUGCCUUUUAAAUUCUAGUGCAAUUACUUAAUUUGAAUUGUGGUAACAAACAAGAUGCAGAAUUGCUAUUCGAAAUUGUAUGCAAGGAAGUGGAAUUAAAAUCAAUUAAAUAUUCAACAAAAUGAUCUUGUAUACACUACUGUUCAAAUGUUUAGGCAAGAAAUUAUAACUUUUAUUUGGCAAGGGAUGUUAAAUUGAUCAAAAGUGAUAUUAAAUACAUUAAUAGUAAUACAGUAAAGACAUUACAAAAAACAAAAAACAAAUGCUUAACUUUCUGUUCAUUAAAGAAUCCUGAAAGAAAUGUAUCAUGGUUUCUAAAUAAAUAUUAAGCAGCACAUCUGUUUUUAACAUUGAUAAGAAUAAUUGAGCACUUGGAUAAUGUGAUACUGAAGACUGGAGUAAUGAAUGCUUUGCCAUCACAGGGAUAAAUAACAUUUUAAAAUAAAUGAAAAUAGAAAAAGUUAUUUUUAUAUUGUAAUAAUAUUUCACAAAAUAAUGUUUUUUUUUUUACGUUUAAAAUUUUUUUUUUUUUUAAAUCAAUAAAUGCAGCCCAGGUGAGCAGAAGAGAUGUCUUUCAAAAACAUUAAAAAAUCAUAGGUAGAUAGAUGGUAUAUAGACAUAAAAUUUUAGUUAACUUGUUGACAAGGGUGAAAGAGCACUUUAUUUCCCAGAAUGCAUUGCCUGUCUUAAAUUUCUGCAGUAAAUUCCACUUCUUGUCAUGCCAAUUCAAAUUCCAAUUCAUCUUCCUGUGAGUACGCUCAAUUCAAUUCACACUCACACUCAUGAAGGAAUUAGUAGAGAGACAAUUCUACAAUUCUGAGUUUUGCGCAAUCCUGACAGCCACAUCUGGCGGCAGUUGCAUAAACGUAGCCACAAUGUUAAGACUGUGUCUUAAGAACUAGUUUUACCAACUAGCAGUUGCCAAGGGGUAAUCAGUCAAAUAAGACCAUUCUACCUUUUCAAAACUUAAUUAAAAAGUUACGACCAGUCUUGAAGAAAAAAAUUUGAUGACUAUCUUUUUAAGACUAGUCCAAACAGUUUAUGCAGCUGGUCCCAGGAUAACGCACAGCAGUGAUAAUGUAAGCUCUAGAUAUAAAGUCUAAGCAGUAUGAUGUAUUGUGGAUUGUGUGUACAGAGUAGUAUUAAUUGUUGUGUACCAGGGUUCUGUGAGGAACCCAGUUAAGCUGUUCGUCUUGCACACAUCAUUGCUGACUGUUUGAGUGAAGGACCAAACAUUUUGUGUGGUAUUAGAAUAUGUGGAUUUAUAGAAAAUAUAGUGUAAAUCUGUUCAGGAUGCUCUAUUUUACUGCAAUGUGAAAUUAAAAUUCAAAUGUUAAGGAUUUUUUUUCUUCAACAUGGGUAAUGUCCCAUGCUCCUGUUAAAAGUAGGUCGAUAAGGGGCUUGGUCUCAGCUAAAAUAGCCUGGCAAACAGUCUGCCCAGCAUUUUUAAAGAGACAGCGCUCUGUCUCCAGGGUUACAGGAGCCCACAGUUAAUAAAAGCUCCUGUGUGAAACGUUCCUUAACUCAAGCAUUCCCUCUGCUUCUGAUUAGCUUAUAAAAUGUAGCUGUUAAUAAACUAAUGAACUUUUAAAAUGAAAGGUCUGAGCUCAAAUGUAAGUUGAGUGUAGUUUAGUAAUUGUUGACAACCCUUUCUCAACCUCUCUUGGGCAUGAAAGGAAUAUUGGUAAUGUGACUAGAUGUUGUGUGUGUGUCUGUGUCAGCGAUUGUUUCAUGUUUGUUGACUAGCCAUAACAUGGAAGAACUGUUUGUGCUUAUUUGAAUUUUGUAUUUUUUAUUUUUUGGAUGGUGAUUCCGGUUAUUCUUCAAAUAGAGUGGUUAACAGCAGUAUUGGUCACAACAAAAAACAUUAUUUAUUUUUAUGACUAAUGCUCUGCUUUGUGCCAUCAUUUUCUCAAUUCAUUUAGGACUCGAGGUCUAGUGAUACUGCAGUAUGUUAGUAUGCUAGUGGAUGACCUUUAACUAGUGGGGUGUACAUCAGUCAUCCUACACUCUCAGAAAUAAAGGUACAAAAGCUGUCGCUGGGCCGGUACCUUUUCAAAAGGUACAUGUUUGUACCUAAGGGGGCCAUUUUGGUACCUUAAAGGUGCAUAUUAGUACUUAAAGUGUAUAUAUUUAAAACUAAUAGGUACAAAACUGUACCUUUUGAAAAGGUACCACCCCAGUGACAGCUUUUGUACCUUUAUUUCUGAGAGUGUAUUUAUCCUGGCUUGGCUUGUGUGAGUGGAUACUUGUAGGUGGUGUAUUUUUGCAUAUUUCUUGCUCAUCAAGUCCUGUGAUUUUCAUUGGGCUCAUGCUUUAUUUGUAUUUAUGUCAUCUGUCAAUCUGAAUCACUCCUGUGUUCAUGCUAUGGUUUUAUGUUCUCCAAUGACCGAAUACAAAUGUAUUUACAAUGUAUUUAUUUCAACUUUGCUCAUUCAUUUUUAAUGAAUAAAGUUAUACAGCUAAGUUUUCA
Molecule: messenger RNA, 5293 nt
Organism: Onychostoma macrolepis
Lineage: Eukaryota; Metazoa; Chordata; Actinopteri; Cypriniformes; Cyprinidae
Gene: hectd2
Product: HECT domain containing 2
Exons: 21
Coding region: 450-2717 (755 amino acids)
Biological process (GO): protein polyubiquitination
Molecular function (GO): ubiquitin protein ligase activity
Source: RefSeq, a predicted model, not a curated record